UUACAUAAUUCUUCUUAGCACAGUCACAUCUUAUCUCUUCCCUGUACAUCACAACUAUCCUCAACCUCUCGACUUCCCAUCUCCGUCCAAUACUCAUUGUUCCAUCACCUGUUCCAACUUUUGACUGUAACAGUUACACAGCCCGGAGAAAUGGGUCCGUCAUGUUCCCCUUUGUCUAGUGAAUUAGAUCAUGAAGAGACACUCCUUGAAGAAUAUGGCAAAACGCCUUUCAACCAGCGUCAACGACCCAAAGACCCGACCAUCUCUAGAUACAAUGCGCUUGCGAUCGAAAUCUGUCGCUUGAUGAUUGCCGUCCUCUUUUUUGCAAUCAUUGUCCUACUUAGUAUGGUUCUUACCAUGGCAAGAGGGGCUUCAUCGCAUGCUGGAGGCCUGUGUCCUGAAGCCUUACAACAAGCUGAUCUAGUACAUCUUGGAGUAAGCCACCAUAGCCAUGAUUCACAAACCGAACUGGUUUGGAAAGACUGUGGCGGUAGUGGCGAGGAGGCACGAGCCAAAGGAUGUUUCUUCGAUGUGAUACUCGUAGCAUGGUUGCAGCCGGAAUGUUUCGACUCUGAGUUACACGAGGUGUAUCUUUCUGACCACGAUUAUCCUUUCUGGCUUGAUCGGAGUCUGCAAACACCAAUGACUUUAGAAGAAGUAAGACUAGGUAAGCAUACAACGGUCUAUUCAUCCGCGGAGUUUCACCUUGCCCAUUGCGCGUAUUUUCUAGAGCAAUCAGUCAGGGGAUUUAGAAGGGGAGGAAUGGUGAAUAAUGUUACAUUGGAUAAUGACCACACAGAACAUUGUGCCAGGAGCUUGAGAGACCAGUGGCUUCCAGAGAUUGGGUUCUCUCCUUUGCACAUGGACUAUCAUUCGUGUGGUAUGCCUUGAGAACUUGUGAGAUUAUUAUGGCCUGGAAGGCGGAAAUGACGAGAUCUUGAGUGUCUGUAGCUGGAGCAUCAAUGCUAAUUCUAGUAGUAAGAGUUCUGGAAACUUCUAAUUACAUAUUUUACUGAGAAAUAAUUGUAAUCUUAUUUUCAAUCUUCAAUUAUAAA
Sclerotinia trifoliorum is the source of this 1055-nucleotide messenger RNA. The record is from the annotation of a GenBank genome assembly. Lineage: Eukaryota; Fungi; Ascomycota; Leotiomycetes; Helotiales; Sclerotiniaceae.